Messenger RNA from Diatraea saccharalis (sugarcane borer), 4268 nucleotides. The record is from the annotation of a GenBank genome assembly. Lineage: Eukaryota; Metazoa; Arthropoda; Insecta; Lepidoptera; Crambidae.
UCUGAAUAUUAUAAAGAAAGUAAUUUAAUUAUUUAAAAACAUGAUUUACUAAAAGAAUCGGUAUCUUGAUCAAUCGAUAUCAACACAUGCCUAGUUUAUGGUGUCAAAAGUAAAACGCCUUUCCAUUGCUGUGAUUGGUUGUUCUAUAUUAUUUCUCCUUGUUUUGCCAAUAUGGCGCUUCUUGUGUUAUGAGAUGACAACAUCGCAGUUUGUGUCCUAUUUGUCAUUAUAUGUAAAAAAUCAACAAUAAUUAUCUACCUCACAAGUUCAAAGAAUAUCGGUAAUUGUAAUUAUAGUAUAAAUUUACGUCAUGCGCGUUUCAUCAAUUGUGGACACCCACGAAUGCGUCUAUGAGAAAAGUGCUUAGCUCCCGUAAAAAUGGCGGGUGUGUUAUCUUUAUGGGUUGUGUUUUCGUUCCAAUCCAAGAAAGUUAUGGAUUCUUUAUAAAAGUGUUUUUAUAAUCAAAGAAAAUCAGAUCGGCAUACGUGACGAAAUCUUAGUACGGCAUGUGGUAUUUGUUGUUUUGACACUAGACGUGACUGGAUUGAAAAGAAGGUGCAAUAGUCAUCUUUUUUGAUGAAAUUAUCAGUAUGUCGCGCUGGGGCAGAGGCCGAGCAGGCAGCGUUGCCGUGCCCUUGGAUAGUGCUUUAUUUAGAGAAAAUAGUAAUUGCCCAUCUGCAGCACGUUCUGCGGGCACUGUGGGUAAAUGGGGUAUCACCAGCUUCACUUCUAUUCGAAGCGCUCCGUAUGCAUAUGCCAAUAAUAUCCUCAAAAAGCCUGUACAAGAUCAGAACAGCCCACUAACAGUACCAGCGGUUGAGACUGAACAACCACCUCCAAAACCCAAGAAAUUCUUCAAAUCACGAAAUGCUGAACCAUACCCUCCAGUUCCACAAAUCACUUAUGCCCCACCAGUGCCUGCAGCGCCAUUAUCACCAGAACAUCCUUCUAACAGUAAAGAAAAGAAAACUAAUAAAAGAAGUCGAGUGUAUAACAGAGAUUCUUCAUCACCAGAACUACCUAGGCGUAGUUUUGAGAAAACUAAGGCAAAGAAAAACUCUGUGGCUACCAAGGCAUCCCGCAAAGAGGAUCCUACAUCACAAAAUGCACAGCCACCUAAUAAACGCUAUUUGGUUCGCAAUCGUGAUAAAGUAAUCAACUAUGCAGAAGAUGGUAGCAAUAGUCCAAUACCUGAAUUCACAAGUCGUUAUGAACCUCUUAUUCCUAAAGUCAAUACAUCACCUAAGGUACCAUCUCCUAAACCAAGUCCAGUGAUAAGUAGUCCAAAUCCUAUAAAGGCAGAUGUAGUAAGUCCAUCAACGAGUAAGGCAGCAAGUGAAGAGAGAAAACCACCUCCUAUUGUGCUUAGAAUAUCAAAAGGAACUUCUAGAAUUGUUAGUACAGAUUCCAAUGAGGGAUUAACAUCACCUAGCUCUGAUAGACACUCUUCUAUGGAUGUACAUUCUGAUUUUGGCUCGGAUCACAAGAAGAGUCCUUCAGUGGAGACAAUAUGUUCUCCUAAGCAUGAGGGUCUCAAAAUAACAAUCAAAUGUUCCUCUCUUAACCAGGAGACUAAAAAGGAAAAGAAAAAAGAGAAAAAGGAACACAAAUCACAUAAACGUCAUCACAAAAUUGUUGAAGAAGACAUUGGUAAGAAAGUUACAUCUCCACAACCAGGAACAGACACUUAUGACCUUUAUAAAACUCUUGCAUCACCAUCACAGGAGAGUAGCAGUAAAGUAACUAGUAAAACGCCAGCAUUUGAUGAUAUUGAGUCACAAUUGGAGAAACUUGAUUCUACAGGUCCAGUGUCAAAGUCUCCUAGACUAGAGGUACAACCUAAAGAACUUCCUCCAGAACCUAAACCACCAGAAAGUUCUUCUGGCAGAUCAAGGAGAAAUAGGCCCAAUAUUAACUAUAGUGAAAAUGACGAUUUCUUAGAUGCUAUUACAACGAGUUAUUCAAAUAAGCAAACAAUUAAGACAGUAAAUGAUCUUAAAAGAGAAAGUAGACGAGGUAAAAAGAAGCAAGAUGCAACUGUUACUGAUGUUACUCAACCUCCUCAAUCUACACCAGAGCACACAGACACCAAUCAAGAAGUUGAAAAAGAACUAGAGAGUAUGGAAAAGAAACAUGAUUUGAUUGACAUGCUUUCUGGCAGUGAAUCUAAACUAACUGAUACUCUGAAAGUAAAAAUUCAUAAAAAGCACAAAAAUAAAAACUCAAGCCCAGAUUACAGUGUAGAACUGCCACAUGAAAAUAACAUUCAAACAGAAAUGGACACAGAACAAGAAGAAAUAGAUAGAAAUUUAAUAUAUGAACAACAAGAAAAUGCAGAAGAAAACUCACAGGAAAAUACUAAUGAAGAGCAGUUUCAAUUUCAGCCUACUACACAAUCUUCAGAUUCUGCAUACAAUAGUUGCCCUAAUGAUGCCCUAGAAGAUGACUCUCAAAAGAAUCAACAAGAUGAAGUGUUUAAAUCACCCCAAGGGAUGUGUGAAUCAGAGGAACAUCCUGAAGACAAACCUAGUGUAAAGUUAGUGAUUACAAAGAAAAAGGGCUCUAUAUUCAAAAGCAAAUCACUAGUUAAUGAUAAUCCAUCUCCAUUACCAGCACGUAAAAGGCGUCAUUUAUAUAGACAUGAGUGGGCUAAUGAUAAAGGGAAUGAGACUCCUAGACCAGAACAGCCUGACAAUCCAGAAACACCUGCCAUUACAAAUCCAGUACCUGAACAGUUAACACGAGUGACAAGAUAUAAGGCACCAGAUCCCAUCACUGACCUUGAUAAUACUGAACCAGUUAAACCUUACACUAGUGUCAAAUGUGCUAAGGAGGCUAAAGAGUUCUACACUGUUGUGAGAAAUGUGAAGAAAGCACAUCAGAUACAAGAAAUAGGAGAGUUCCAAGAGUUGAAUGAUGAUGUAGAAUAUCUGCUGGAUGCUUUACAGGAUAACAAUCCAAUGUCAACUCGAUGUUUAUCAGCUAUCACGCUCGCAAGUAAGUGCACAGCACCGGCGUUCCGCAUGCACCUUCGGGCUCAUGGCAUUGUGCAGAAAUUUUUCAGUGCUCUGCAUGACGCCACCAAUGACCAGAGCUUAGGUCUUUGUACUGCUACGGUGAUGUUUGUGCUGUCACAAGAUCGACUUAAUAUGGAUCUGGACCGUGAAUCACUGGAGCUUAUGUUAAAUCUACUCGAGUCUGAUGUUUCUCAUAAGAACGCUCUUGAUGAUUGUGGCCUUACAUCAGCACAACUCGCAAAAACGCAGGAACGUGUCAGAGAGCUCUGUGCUGAAAUUAAGAGCCAAGGAAAGGCGCAGCAUCUAGAUCUGGAUAAUAUUACUGUAAGUAGAUAAAAUUGUAUGAUGGUUGUUAAUGAAAAUUAUCUAAAAUAAAAUAAACAAGAACAUAUGUAUAAAUUAAAAGAUUUGCUCAAUGACAUCACAAUAACAUAUAUUAUAGAGAAUUUAUUUUAUAAAAUUACUAGUAUAAAGUAAAAAAACAUACUCCCUUGUUUAUAAAAUGGUUUAUUGUUUGCGUACAAAGUUGUGGGUUAUUGUAUUUUUUUUUUCUGUAAAAUGUCAAUUUUUAGCUUUCGAUUUUUUUUUAGCACAAUUUUUUUCUUUCGGAAAACAAAAGAAUAAACAUAAGUAUGUACAAGGGUCCAUUUAACUGUUGCCAACUCUCAAGCUCUAUUUUCAACCCUUGCAAGGAAUAUAUCGCAAUUCUGGUCACCUGUAUAAACCAACAGAUUCAAAUAACUAUUUGAUUUACUAUUUAAAUAGGUGGGCCAUCUAGCGAUGGAAACACUCCUCUCCCUGACAUCUAAACGGGCCGGCGAGUGGUUCAAAGAAGAGUUGCGAGUGUUAGGAGGUGUAGAUCAUAUAGUACGCACUAUACAAGAUUGCGCGAACCGAUUAGAGACUCCGGCCUCUUCAUGGACCAAUGCGGACGUCGAUGUCCUCAGGAAGGCCGAUCGUUGCAUGCGAGUCUUGGAGAACGUGAGUAUAUAAUUUAACUUUAACGCUAUACAGUCUUAACAAUAUAAUUAACACUGGCAUAAAAAUUGUUAAUGAAAUAUUACCAAACACUUAUCGUGCAAUGAGGAAGUAUUAAUAAAAAAAAAUGUUCUCGAAAUAAAACUAGAUGUCGCUACGGUACAUUCUUGAUGCUCCAUGAUAACCUUACCGGUUUUCUUUCAAGUUUAAAAGUAAAUUAGUUUUCAAAACUGAAUAAACAAAUAUCAAUUUGUACUUUUUCAUAUUAGUAUG